AUGAACUCUUCCACAGAUACACCAUCCAAGAUGGAAGGAUUACGAGAGCGAAAUACUCAACAGAACGCUGGGAAAGAUGUUUCCUCGCAGAAUGACCAGAAUACGACAUCCGCUGACUUAGAUACCGAGAAGCCACAAAAGACCUUUGGCAGGACGCCAGAUGGAACCAUUUUCACCGUCCCCCAGACCCAUGAUAUGGUCUCGCAGCUACUCGACCCCCGCCAACCCAAGAACCUCUCCGAUGUUAUUGUACUUGCCGUACUCGCCUUGCACGUCUUUGCCCUGUACCUUCUACCCAGCUCGUUGAAACGUCCUGUUUUUGCUGCCAUAUUCCUUUUCUGGAGAGCUUGCUACAAUGUUGGGAUCGGGUGGCUUCUUCAUAUACAGUCGAACCACAAAAGACAAAUUGCUUGGGCUAAGAAGUGGAAUUUGUUCGAGAACCCUAGUACCGGCAAGAACCCACGGCCGUGGUUAUACAAUCUCAUCAAGCGUGAAUUGGAGACCAAAAUACCAGAAGACUACAAAUUUGAAGAUGCGCCCAUUGAGUAUAACACCUGGCUAGUUUUUCGCAGAGUCGUGGAUCUGAUUUUGAUGUGCGACUUUGUGUCAUAUUGUCUUUUUGCUAUCGCUUGCGGAGGCCGUCCGGUUGGGGAGGGUCUCGGCCUAUCCAUCGCUCGUUGGGUCAUUGGCAUCAUUCUUGUUGUUUUCAAUCUCUGGGUUAAGCUAGAUGCGCAUCGUGUAGUCAAGGACUAUGCUUGGUACUGGGGAGAUUUCUUCUACUUGAUUGACCAAGAAUUGACAUUUGACGGAGUGUUUGAGAUGGCCCCUCAUCCUAUGUAUUCGGUUGGCUACGCUGGUUAUUACGGAAUCUCGUUGAUGGCUGCAAGUUACAAUGUCCUAUUCAUUUCGAUCAUUGCACACGCUUCACAAUUCGCAUUUCUCGUAUAUGUUGAGAACCCUCACAUCGAGAAGACCUACAAUCCUCCACCACCCCGAAAGCGAGAAGAACACCCAAGCCCAAGCGACACCCAGAACGGCAGUUCCUCCUCGCAUACUCCUAGGGAGGGAGUCGAUGAUCAUGACAUGAGUGAUCUCGCAUCUCGUGCCCAUGCAACUCCAGCAAAGCCUAUCGCGACACACAACAUGAUUGGCAACAUCGAUCUUUUCAGAAUCACCGACCUGUCAGUAAUUUUACUCCAAGGAUACAUAUUGUUAAUCACGCUAUGGACUCCCAAUACACGUUUCUUCCAAGCUGUUUUCGUCCUAAACGCACUCGCUUGGCGUAUAUGGUACACUGCCGGCCUAGGACUAAUACUCCAUGGCCAGUCCAACAAGAAAAUGUGGACGAGACAUUUCGUAAAAUAUGGUGAAAGUACCGACGAAGCCUGGAGACAAUGGAAAGGAAUGUACCACUUAAGUAUGACUAUGUGUUACGCCAGUUUCGUUGCCGCUGUCUGGAAAUUGUACUCCUUUCCACCGGACUGGGGAUAUGGUCUUGUGCUCCUGAAACACGUUAUUGGUACUGGACUUGUGGCCCUCCAAAUAUGGACGUCUGUCAGCAUUUACGAAUCUCUAGGCGAAUUUGGCUGGUUCUUUGGGGAUUUCUUUUUCGAUCAAGCACCCAAAUUAACUUACAGUGGUAUUUACCGCUACCUUAACAACCCCGAGCGAUUUAUUGGACUUGCUGGUAUUUGGGGAGCAGUGUUCAUCACGUGGAGCAAAGCUGUCUUUUUCCUCGCGCUCAUCAGUCAUCUCAUGACCCUUGGAUUUAUCCAAUUCGUUGAGAAGCCUCAUAUGCAAAAGCUUUACGGACGGGCUCUCCGAUCAGAAGCAGGACUUACCAAAAGCAUACGGCGGUCACUUCCACCUCCACUCAAGAAAUGGCAAGGCAGCGUUGACAAGGUUCUGGGUGAUACAAGCAAUUUCGUGGAAGAGUUCCUCGAUGCUGCUCGUCCUAAAUUUGCAGCUGGCGUCUCUAUGAUCGUUCGUGAUACCACAGCACUGUUCAGUCAAUACCCAGCACGCCUGACUCUGACGCGUCUCGCACCAGAUCUUGCCGGGUUUGAUCCUAGGGACUAUUCGAUCGUUAUCCAAGACACAGAUUCCUCUGCACUUUCCAUUAAUGAUCGAGCAACUGGAAAAGAAGGCCAAUACGGACGACUGCCUCAAGAACGUACUGAUGAAUACAAACCACUCGUCUUCGAGUAUGGCGCCCCAAUCAAGGUCAAGUGGACCGCUCCAGUAAACCACAGCAAUAAAGACUGGGUCGGGUUGUACAUGAUCGCUGACAAUGCUUCUCGUGAUGUUACCAAAGUAUCUUCAGCAGGCCGUUGGGUAGCGACUGUUCCCAACGAGUAUGAGAGCUCGCCAGCAGACCAAGGAAUCUUGGUGUACAACCAACUCGUCUCCGGAUCUGGUCGAAAAGAUGGUUCAAAGAGAGAUUAUGUCCAAGGAGAAAUGGUAUUCGAGGGUGACAAGCUGUGGUGGACACAUGGCGUCUUUGAGUUCCGUUACCAUCACGAUGGAAAACAUAACGUGAUGGCUAUCUCUCUUCCAUUCGAGGUCAAAAUUAGCCGCUUCGACGAGGAAGAUGUUGACGUUGAUUCCAAUGGUCUCAUUCGUACUGCCGUUCAGAACGCGCUUCUGCCCGUUGUCCGGAACUGUUUUGACCGUGAUCCAGAGAUUGCCCCAAACACUGUGGACGAGAGCUUCGGCAGCUUGGUUGAGCGCGAUGGCAAGUACGCCAAACGCGUCGUUUUCGCCGUCCACCAGAUGUUCGGUAUUGAGUUCGCUCCAGGGGUAGUACUCGCCGAUGGGAAUGUCAAGAAUUUGGCAUGGAGAAUUUGCAACGCGAAGCAGGUCUUGGCACCAUAUAGCAUGUCCCACUCCAGAGGUACAACAACACCUACAGGUAGUCAAUCACCUGUGAAGGAUACGUUUUAG
This is a messenger RNA of Glarea lozoyensis ATCC 20868, 2943 nucleotides long. RefSeq lists its product as uncharacterized. NCBI's taxonomy places the organism in Eukaryota, Fungi, Ascomycota, Leotiomycetes, Helotiales, Helotiaceae. Bases 1 to 2943 code for a protein of 980 amino acids. Gene Ontology annotation, biological process: phosphatidylcholine biosynthetic process. The record is from RefSeq and is a predicted model, not a curated record. Gene Ontology annotation, molecular function: phosphatidylethanolamine N-methyltransferase activity. The transcript is spliced from 3 exons.